Engraulis encrasicolus (European anchovy) is the source of this 3946-nucleotide messenger RNA. RefSeq names its product solute carrier family 35 member B1 (gene slc35b1). Bases 951 to 1934 code for a protein of 327 amino acids. Gene Ontology annotation, biological process: UDP-galactose transmembrane transport. The transcript is spliced from 9 exons. The record is from RefSeq and is a predicted model, not a curated record. Lineage: Eukaryota; Metazoa; Chordata; Actinopteri; Clupeiformes; Engraulidae. Gene Ontology annotation, cellular component: endoplasmic reticulum membrane; Golgi membrane. Gene Ontology annotation, molecular function: UDP-galactose transmembrane transporter activity; UDP-glucose transmembrane transporter activity.
ACAUGUCUGAAGCACCACCCCUUUCCAUUGACUGGCUACAUUUGGCUCUAUCUGGACCAAUACAAAUUCUCCACAUCCUAGCACGAGGAAAGGUAAGCGCCAGUUUAAAAGAAAGACCCUUUGUUUGAGUAGUCUUGUCAGAAUGCCAUACUGGAACGAAAGUUAAACAGUUUAGUUUUUUGUUAGACAUCAUUUUAUGUGAGUCGACUUCAUCAAGUCUACAUCUUAAUUUCUCGACCACUUGCAGUGGCAGACUGGGGAACUCUUCAAUCAGUUGCAGAAACAUAAUAGUAGGCAGUGAUACAAUGAAGCUACCACCACUAGAAUGAAAGGCAUCAAAAAUCCCCAUUUCUGUGUGAUGUUUUGUACGACUGGCUUUGCCACCGGAGGAUGAGAAGUAGUUAGAUCAGCCAUUUUUAAUUACAAGGUUUCCUCUUGUGUGUUCAAAUUUGGGCAUAUACGAAACCGAUCUGGCAGGCACAUUCGGAGGAAUUCCUUUGCUUUGGUCCUUCCUGUCCACACUGCGCGGACUGACGUUUCCUCUUGUGAAAACAUCAAGUUGCAGCUGAAUGGAAUCACAGACGUAUUCUAUGAAAACUAGAACUUCACAAAAGGAGUAGGAGCUAGACAUAGGACAAUGGAGGGAAACAUCCGACAAUCCAUUUUAAUCUGCCAAUAAUUCUGACUAUGAGAACGGAGUGUCAAUCGGCUAGCUGAGCUAAUGUGCACAAGAAAGCCUGAUUCUUUAGGAAGAAGACAUUCGGACAUUCAAAGCUGUCACUGGAACAGAUAGUAUUGCCACACACUCAUCUGGUCACCUUCUUGGGGUGCCAAACGGAAUCAUCAUUUCCGGACUUGUGACAGCGGGGAUAGUGGAGCGAGACGUGGGUAUCAGGGGCCAGGGGAGCGGAGCUGUGUCUGUGCCUAUACCCGCAGUAAUAGACGACAGCAUGGCCACGAAAAAAGGAGACGGGAAGUCAGCGCUGUUGCAGAAUGAAAGACUGCGCUUCAUCGUCUGUUUCUGUGGAGUUUUUGUGUGUUACUUCUACUACGGGAUACUCCAAGAGACAAUCACGCGAGGAGAGUAUGGGCACGGAGAGACAAAGGAGAAGUUUCGCUUUGCCACCACACUGGUCUUCAUCCAGUGCAUCAUCAAUGCAGCAUUUGCCUUUGCCUUGAUUCAGUUCUUUGACAGAUCCAGGCACGACCUUACAAAGAGCUGGCUCUAUGGGGCGUGCUCCCUGUCUUACCUGGGUGCCAUGGUGUCCAGCAACUCAGCGCUCCAGUAUGUCAAUUACCCCACGCAGGUGCUGGGGAAAUCCUGCAAGCCCAUCCCAGUGAUGAUCCUGGGGGUGACCAUCUUGAGGAAGAGGUAUCCCAUGGCCAAGUACCUGUGUGUGGUGCUCAUCGUGACCGGGGUGGCCCUCUUCCUCUACAAGCCCAACAAGGGAGCCGCCAGUGUGGACGACCACCUCUUUGGCUUUGGGGAGAUGCUCCUGCUGAUGUCUCUGACGCUGGAUGGGCUGACUGGCGUGGCGCAGGACCACAUGAAGGCUCGUUUCCAGACUGGACCCUACCACAUGAUGCUCAACGUCAACCUGUGGUCUAUCUUGGUGCUUGGCCUAGGGGUGCUGUGGACUGGUGAGAUCUGGGACUUUCUGGCUUUUACUGAUCGUUAUCCUGGCAUCAUCUGGAACAUCGGACUGUUCGGACUGACAAGUGCACUGGGCCAGACCUUCAUCUUCAUGACUGUGGUGUACUUUGGACCUCUGACCUGCUCCAUCGUCACUACCACCAGGAAGUUCUUCACCAUCCUGGGCUCCGUGCUGCUCUUUGGCAACGUCAUGUCCAGCAUGCAGUGGGUCGGCACCGUCCUGGUGUUCAUGGGUCUUGGACUGGAUGCAAAAUAUGGCAAGGGCCCCAAAAAGCACUAACACAGCACAGCUGGAGUCUAAGGAGAUUGUUCUGGUGUGUGUGUGUGUGUGUGUGUGUGUGUGUGUGUGUGUGUGUGUGUGUGUGUGUGUGUGUGUGUGUGUGUGUGUGUGUGUGUGUGUGUGUGUGUGUGUGUGUGUGUGUGUGUGUGUGUGUGUGUGUGUGUGUGUGUGUGCACGAGAGGUAGUGUGUAAACCUCUAUGUAUGUAUGUGUGUGUGUGUGUGAGAGGGGGAGAGUAGGAGAGAGAACAUGUGCAAUGGACUGAUAGACAGCCAAUCCAGUCUGUCUGCCUUCUGCUGAAUAACAUGUAGCCAUGCUCCAUGGAAACGGCAACUACGUAGAUUUCAUUGAACUGAAAGGAAUAAAGUCCUGCAGCUGUUUCCUGUCAAUCGGAAUCGGAACCCUCCUCACACCUACUGCACCAUUCUCCCUGCCCUCUCAGCAAGGGCACAUUUUCAUCUCACUCAAAACACGACCAGCCAGUCAAGGAGUCCAUCUCUUAUUGUGUGAUGCAGAGGCCAUCUCAAUAUCUGUCCUCGAACCGUUUCCUCUGGCCUACGGCUUCGUACCUCUGUCCCCCACAUCCUCCCCCUGUGAAGGAAACAGAGGAAAGAAUCGAAGGAGGAUGGAGGAAUCAGGCAGGACAUUACAUUAUACUACAUUAUACCUAGCUGGUGCUCGUAUCCACAGCAAAUUACAGUUAUUGACAGGGCAUUGUUUACAGUCCCUAAAGCAUUAUGGGGGCUCCAGCCCUGGAUUGCAGGUGUAAGGAGAGUUGAGGUGUGGAAUUCAAACCUGCAACCCUCUGAUCUAAAGCCCAUCUCCUUAACCACUAGAUCACAUGCAGGCCCGCUUCUACAGCAUCUUGCCUCCCUCCUCGUCUCCUCUUGCGCUCUUGUGAUUUCAGAUGUCCUCACGAGGCCAGAGGAAACAAUUGGAGGAAAAAUAGCUAUGCGUUCUCACUGACUGGCCUUGCAUGGUAAUGGACAAGCUGUUCACUUCUUGGUCAAUCUCAUAGUUUAUUCGAAUGCCUUGUGUAGGUCAACGCAAUGGCUAACAGUUUGAAAGCUAGAAAUUAUUCAUCCAACUGCUAACCAUGUAUUGUGUCAGGCAGCCUUAGGAUCUUAGCAAUGAAGCAAGAGAUUCAUCCACUCUUGCUUGAAUAUACCAAAUCUCAUACUGUAUCAGCAAAUAUUUGUUCUGUCCAUGUGUGUUUAUGGACCGUUUUUUAUAGCACUAUGAAAUCUGUUAUCAUUGAACAAAGAGAUCUUUAACUGUACACAGAGGUAUUUGCUGCCAUCAUAACUUUUUAAAUAUACAGGUAUAUUUCUCAAAUAUUUUAAAUGACCUUCCUUUACACAAGUCUCAUGUACAGAGUUACGCAUGAAAUAUACGGCCCUGUCUUUACUGUUGCAUUCUCUUCAUACUCUGCUACACAAGUUCUAAAGCACACAGACCACCAUGUCUCUAUUUCUCUGAAUGUGUGUGUUUGUGAGCGUGCUUGAUCUGCUGUUUAAUGCCUGACCAGCGAUAUGUAUAAUGUUUUUUCUUUAAUUUAUCUCAUGUGGAAUUGUAGUCUAGUCAGUUCAAACAGGAUGCGCUAUGAAUUGUUGUAAUUCACAACAUAGUUUACUCAUGGACAUGAUAGUGUUCAAUUAGUCAUUGCUUUUCAAGACCUCUGUCUGCGUCUUUGUUCUUACAAAAAUAUAAAACUGAACAGAUCCCUGACGUUUAUUUUUUUAUACUGUUUUUAAUAGAUCUGCCCUGUCCAUUUGAAAAAUGCAAACCCCCCACCCCACCCCCAACUGUAUUCUUUUCUUUAAUAAGUUCAGUAAGAGGGACUAUACUGGUUUUGAAAAGGGAAUCAAGAGAACAUGUGUUAUGGUUCCUCUAUGUAUGUAUGCCUGAGCAUUUCAGUUUCACAUCUUGCCAAAAACAUUGUAGAGAUCUAUAUGCCAGCAGCAUCCAGCCUCUGUCAGCCUCCUAACAUUAAACAGAGAUUGGACAAGCGUC